Messenger RNA from Trichogramma pretiosum, 3714 nucleotides. It is a transcript of the gene Ube4A, whose product is annotated as ubiquitin conjugation factor E4 A. NCBI's taxonomy places the organism in Eukaryota, Metazoa, Arthropoda, Insecta, Hymenoptera, Trichogrammatidae. The transcript is spliced from 15 exons. Bases 379 to 3510 code for a protein of 1043 amino acids. Gene Ontology annotation, biological process: protein polyubiquitination. The record is from RefSeq and is a predicted model, not a curated record. Gene Ontology annotation, molecular function: ubiquitin-ubiquitin ligase activity. Gene Ontology annotation, cellular component: ubiquitin ligase complex; cytoplasm; nucleus.
CCGUUAUAUGCAGAAUGCAAUAUGCACUCGGCCUUAUUACAUGACAGACAGCUGUUCAAGUUCAUUUAAUUUAGUCACCUUUUGCUAUCGUGAAGUUUGCAGUCUGACGUGACGUGUCUAUUAUCUACACAUUAUAUUCAUUUUAUCGUUUGACUCGAACUUUACGUGAAAAGUGAUUAAAAAGCCAUGGAGAAUCACAAGUACAACGCAAGAACAGGCGUACAUUUUCCGUACAUGUGGUGUUUGUAGUGUGUACAUAAUAUAAAAUUACCAGUUGUAAUCUUAAAUCAUUGUCGAAAAAACUAGUUGAAAAAUAUUGACGUAAAGAAUAGUUAAGUGAGCUAUAUGUGAAUAUCCAAUAAAUAUAAGUUUUUAAAAAUGUGUGACAAGAAAAAUAUCAACCCAUUUGCUGGUUUAUUCUCAACUCCCAAUCAGCUUUUGACCUCUCCACCAGAAAGUGAUUUAACUAUAAAGAAAAUAAAUGAAAAUGAAGUUAAAACAGAAGAUUCUACUGCUAUUUGCUACGAGAAGCAGAGUACACAAAAUACCAAAAAAGCCAUUGAAACAGAGAAAGAUGAACUUUUUGAUGAAUUAAUUGCUGAUGUUUUUGGAAUUACUAUGAAACAACAUCAUAAGGGUAAAAAACCAACUCGGCAGCUAAUUUAUAUCAAUACUGCUUCUGUUGAUCGAGCCAUAUUUGAACGUUUACUUUUAACGGAGCCCAAAUCUAUGCUGAUUUCAAAAGAAAAUACUAAAGGACAAGAUUUGGAUAGUCAUGUUGUACAAACUGAAAUUAUACCAUAUCUAUUUGAAAGUUAUAGUAGAUUACAACGAUACAGAAUUAGUGAUGGUGCUCAUGACACUGUUGAAAGCAUUCGUAAAAUCAUUAUGUGCAAUAUUAGUACUGCCCUGCAAGUACCAGAUAUUUUUUCCAACCAACAGAUUCAUUCACAAUUUUUUGACUUAUUCAUGAAUGAAAGUCUUUUUGGUUCUGAUUUAUUGUCAUUUAUUACUGGAAUUGUAGAAUAUUUAUGUGCAGAAAAUAAUGAAGUAGAAAAAGAAGAAGUUAUUAGUAUAGCCUUUAGCCCAAUAUUAGAUAAAAUUCAACAAGAAGCUUCUGCCAGUAAUAUACUAAUCAAACAAUAUUGGUUUUCUAUUUUACAAACUUUUGCAUCAGUAGAACCCUUAGCAAAUUUGAUAAUUAAUCACAAUAAACCCAAAAAUACUACUGGAAGAGCUUAUUCUGACACAUUAUUUGGUUCAUUAUUAAGUCUAGGAUGUUUACCAAAAACACCUACUGCUAGAUAUGACUUUUUUGAUAAACCUUUUCAGCAAAAUUCUGCAGCUGAAGGAAAUAUAUGGACUGCAUUAGAUUCAUUGAGUGACUCACUUCAUAAAGUUUUUCAUACUUUACUCAAGUGUUCACCACGAGUACGUGAUUUAACAUUAUCAUGGUUGGGUGAUUGUUUACAAGCUAAUUCUAAUAGAGGAAAAUUAUGGAACUCUCAAAAUCUUAUGAGUGAUGGAGACAUUACUACAGUAUCAGAUAAUUUUAUGCUAAACUUGGGAAAUGUACUAUUAAGACUAUGUCAACCAUUUUGCUCCAAACCAAAUGAUCCAAAAAUUUUAAAAAUAGACCCUACUUAUUGUGCUGUUAAGACACAAAAUGUAGCUGAAGCUAAAGAAAAAAAUGUCCACAUGAAGGAAAUGCAUUCACAAACUUGCUUAAUUCCUGUUCCUGAGGGAGAAGAUAGACCUGUUGCAAAAUCAUUCAAUUUUGUAACAGAAUGUUUUUUUCUAACUCACCGUACAUUAGAGCUUGGUUUUAAAGUUGCUUUGGAUAAAUUGUUCAAAAUCAGUCACGAUUUGGCAAGAAUCCAGAGGCUUUUCAACGAUUCCAGAUCGAAUGCCAAUACUGAAGUAAAUGAAUUUAUCUCUCGCCGAAUGGAAUCAGAAAUGACGAGGUAUUUAUCAUAUCGAGUCAGCUUGUUAACUCCCGAAGUACUCGGUGUGUUUGCAAAAUUCCAUGCUGCAAGUGCGUUCUGGCUAGCACAAGUAAAUAUGGAUACAAGGUCUCUUGGAUUAAAUGAAGAAAAUUAUGCUCCAAAUGAGUACAGGUCAAUUACAUUUCCAUUGCCAGAUGCAGCUCCUUUAACAUUAAGAUGUAUUCCUGAAUUUGUUGUGGAAAAUCUUGUAUCAUUUUUAUGCUUUCUUCGACGAUGGUGCCCUAAUAUUUUUGAAGAACAAGGACCCAAUUUUUUGAACCCAGUUUUGACUCAGAUCGUAAUUCUUAUGAAUUCGCCGACUCGUUUGUACAAUCCACAUUUGAGAGCUCGUCUGGCUGAAGGACUUGAAGCUCUUUUGCCUAACAAUGAUGAAGUACAAAAUCAGACAGCACCUUCCCUAGGUACUUUUCAUAGACAACAAUUGUUUAUUGGCCACCCUUACAAGCAAAUGAUUGUACCAAGUUUGUUACAUGUAUUUGUAAGCAUAGAAAUGACUGGACAAAAUGUUCAAUUCGAACAAAAAUUCAAUUAUAGACGGCCUAUGUACAUUGUCAUGUCUUAUUUAUGGAAACUACCCGAACACCGAGUCAGUUUCAGGGAACUAGCUCUAGAAGCUGAAAAUAACAUGGAAUCUGUACAGCCACCAUUAUUUUUAAGAUUUAUUAAUCUUUUGGUAAAUGAUGCGGUAUUUUUGCUCGAUGAUGCACUGUCAAAUAUUACUCAAUUGCGACAGAUGAUGCAUGCCAGGGAUAGUGGUGAAUGGGAAAAGUUGUCUCAACAAGAAAGAGAGCAGCAGACAUAUUAUUUAGAACAUAUUGGAAUGAUUGCACGAUUUGACAACAUUUUAGGGCGAGAAACGAUACAAACCUUAAAAAUGUUGACAUCGGAAAUCAAAACUAUAUUCUGUCAUCCUACUAUGGUAGACAGAAUAGCUGCGAUGUUGAACUACUUGCUUUUACAAUUAGUUGGACCGAAUAAAAAAAAUUUAAAAGUGAAGAGUCAAAAAGAAUAUGAAUUUGAUCCUGCAAAUCUUGUUCUGAAUAUAUGUGAAAUAUUUAUCAACUUGAGUGAAAGUGACAAUUUUACAUUAGCUGUGUCUCAAGAUGGAAGAUCAUACAGUCCAGAGCUAUUCAAUUAUGCUUCUGAUGUUUUAGUUCGAAUCGGAGGCUGUGGAAUAUUAGGUAAUCUACAGCAGUUUGCAAAAAAUGUGGAAUUGGCAGCGGCCCAAAAGAAGCAAGAAGAAGAAAUUUUGGAGAAUAUUCCAGACGAAUUUUUAGAUCCUAUAAUGUCAACUUUAAUGUCCGACCCUGUUAUAUUACCCUCGUCGAAAACUGUAGUUGACCGUCAAACAAUAGCAAGACAUUUAUUGAGUGACCAAACUGAUCCGUUCAACCGAUCUCCUCUUACAAUGGACAUGGUCAAAUCAGACAUCGAUCUUAAAAAUAAGAUCCAAGAAUGGAUCGAACAGAAAAAAAAAGAAAAACACGUGGUUACCGAAGAUUGAGUUAGAAAAAAGUUAUGCACAAGUUAUAGCUGUUUUACGAAUAUUUAAUAUUCUUGUUACAAGUACAAAAUUUACAAAAUUAACUUGACAGGACACUUUAAACAAAAGUAUACGCUCGAAAUAAUAAUUUUAGAGUAAUAUUCAUUGAACAAGUAGUGUAGUUUUCGGUGCGGUUAAAUUAUUAUGUUCAGUGUAUAAUGGAUC